GGAAAAGAAGGGGUUAGUUGAGAAGUAGGAAUAUCAUAGCACAGUAGCGCGAAUAGGAUAGGAAGGAAAACCUACGACGGUAAGGCUACCAAGAGCUUGGAAGUAGAGAGUAGUCAAUCGCUCACCAAAACGUGCAGAGUGCGGGAGCGAGUUUUCAAACCAGAUGGAAGGUCAUCUACAACCGGAAGUGGUGAUGGACCAACCGGCUCAAAUGGGGGCGAGAUCUCCGCCAGCUGCUCCUGAUGCCGAUCUUACAGAGGAAAGGGUGAGAGUGCUAAUCGCACAGUGUUAUGAAGAAGGAAAUAUUCCUGAGGAUAUCCCCUGCGAGGGAGUGGAGGUCGUCGGCAGAGAAGCCGUUUUCAAAGUUAACCCAGAGUUUGAUCGGGUGAAGGUAGCGUGGCUCAAGGAGAGAACAGUAGUAGUGGUGUUCCGUGACGCUGCUAAAGAUCUGCCUCGCAAGGUGAAAGCAGAUCUCAUCCGGGCAUACGAGAAUGGUUGGUCACGAGAUGGGAUAUUCGAAGAACCAAUCCAACGAGGCACGAUCCGCUUUGAAGGCCCGAAUGUACUGGCAUACGUUGCCAGGAAUCAGACGAUCUCUGCAUGGCUCAUCAACAGAAGGGAAGAUGAGGUUUCAAUCUUCGGAGUCUCCUACUCUAUGAGCUUCAGGCAGUGGAUGACUCGUCUAGAAUGGAGAGAAUUUAGAAGAGUGGAGUUGGAAAGUAUGUUAUGGGUCAUGGCGUUACAAGUGCCGUUGGAUGCAGUAGUGUAUACUAAAGCUGCAGUCAGAAGAGUGAUCGGUGCUAUCACCAAAGAAUACCCUCCUAUUAGGGAUCGUUCAAAGCCGGAACUAAUGAACUUAAAGUACGAUGUCGAUCCACAGUUUAGGGAUCGGAUGGUCGAUCGGAUCUGGGUGAGAACGGACAAUGGGGAUAUGAGGGAGCUUAGGAUGGUCUGCUCCUCAACCCUGUGGUGUAAAAGGUGCAGGGGUUACUUUCAUGAGGAGGAGGACUGCACUAAAGGUCUUGUAGGGAGACAAGGCGAUUGGAGGCGAACGGAGGAGAACCAAAGACCGUUUACUACGGUAGCAAGCAUGAACUUUUACGAAGAUACUCAUCAGAGAAACGCGGCUGGUUCAUCAAACCCGCUGCCCGGCAACUAUGAGCAAGGCAACCAGAGCCGGAACCGAUACAACGAUUCUCACCUGGAUGUCGCCACAAGGCACGAUGGCAUUUUAACAGCGGCCAGAAGAAGUUUCGGGGAGCUGAUUCCGUUCAGGCUAGUCCUAGAAAUCUCUACACAGCGUUUCUACGUGGACUGGCAGGAUAGGAAGAUCAAGUACACUGUUGCCUUGAUUGACGCUUAUGUGUCGCCUGACAUUCUUCAGGGUCUCACAGACAAUGGGUUGAGGUUGCUACCUAUCUCAUUGUUUUUGCAAAAUAGAGAUGAACCUCUUGGGGAUAUCAAAAUUGAUCAGGAGAUCCCAGCUUCCUUCUUGGCUGGUCUGAACGAGAAAUUGCCACCGAACAAGAAGCUUGAUUCCAUCUUUGUGCGAAAUGAGGAGGAAAGAGACAGGAAAAGGGACGAUACCGUAGAAGCAAUAAGAAGCACGGACAGAGCGUGGAAGAAGGGAGCGACGUGGGGGAGAGAACAGGAAUUCACGGAGGGAGAUCAGAAUACCCCUCGGGCACGACUCUCUAUCGAGAAGUAGUGGCCAUAGCUGGCCAUGGGUAGAGGCGUGCGGCCAUAGCUGGCCAUGGGUAGAGGCGUGCGAGCAAGUUUGGGUGAAAAUUUCAAUAACUCAAAUACUUAUUUUUCCAUGACUGCUACUUUAGAAAGAUGUGAAAGUUCAAAUUUAUGGGGUCGUUUUUGUGACUGGGUUACCAGCACUGAAAACCGACUCCGCAAGGUUCGUCCACGGAGGGUGAGUCAGGGCCUAAGAUUAGGCCGAAAGGCGCAGUCGAUGGACAACAGGCGAAUAUUCCUGUACCACCCCUUAUUUGUCCCGAGGGACGGAGAAGGCUAGAUUAGCCGAAAAAUGNAAUAUUCCUGUACCACCCCUUAUUUGUCCCGAGGGACGGAGAAGGCUAGAUUAGCCGAAAAAUGGUGAUCGGUUCAAGGAUACAAGGUGAGAAGGAGUGGAGAAAACACUCUGAGCUAACAUCCUAGUACUAGGUGCUACGGCACU
This is a messenger RNA of Chara braunii, 2185 nucleotides long. Lineage: Eukaryota; Viridiplantae; Streptophyta; Charophyceae; Charales; Characeae. The record is from the annotation of a GenBank genome assembly.